UGCAGUGAGAGAGAGUAGAUGGGUCAGUCUGAACUGAACUUGGUGUGUGAGUAUCUGUGCUGCAGCUAUUUUCUCCCUAACAAAAGGACAUUCUCAAGGCCCAACAUGGCGGAGUGUGUCGAAUACAGGGGAUACCGCUUUCCUGCCACCACCGUCAAGGACCUAGAGUUUGCUGGGAAUGAACUCCAAGUUCUGGAUGAUGAUGUCUUUAAUGUCACUUACCCUAAGUCAGGAACCACAUGGAUGAUAGAAAUCUUAAGUCUUAUUCACACCAAUGGUGAUCCAACCUGGUCUAAAGAAACUCCCAACUGGAGCAGGGUACCUUGGAUUGAAAUUCAAGACAGUGAAGAAACGAUAAAGAAAAUUCAGGACAGGCGGAGAUAUUUAUCCAGCCAUCUACCCAGGCAAUUGUUUUGCAAAUCUUUCACCAACUCGAAGGCAAAGGUUAUUUACACAGCCAGACACCCAAAAGAUGUUGCUGUCUCGUUCUAUCAUUUCUCUAAGAUAAACAAGUUCUUUGCGUACCCUGAGAGUUUUGACGACUUUCUGAAAAAUUUCCUAUCAGGCAACUUACCCUACGGCUCUUGGUUUGACCACGUCAAAGGAUGGUUGGAGCUGGUCGGAACAGACAACUUCCUAUUCAACACAUACGAGGACCUUCAAAAGGACCUGCGUGGAACUCUGAAAAGGAUCUGUGCCUUCAUUGGGAAGGAGCUGGAUGAAGCAGCUCUUGAUUCUGUUAUGGAAAAUGUCUCCUUUCAUAUCAUGAAAGACAACAGAAUGGCUAAUUUUUCUCUCGUGCCUGAGAAAAUCAUGGAUCAGACGCAGAACCGAUUUAUGAGAAAAGGAAUCGCUGGGGACUGGAAGAAUCAUUUCACCGUUGCUCAGAGCGAGUAUUUUGACAAAGUCUUCAAGGAGAAAAUGGCAGAUAUUGGCGUGAAGCUACCAUGGGACUAGAACUGAUUUGAACUAUUUUCAGCUGGCACGACUUUAGAUAUUUAUCAGUUCAAAGGGAAACAGCAAUAAAUAACUUUUGAAUGUACCUUUGCUCUAAAGAUAAAUAAGGACAGUGUGACAUCACAGAAAGGAAAGUUCUAGGCCUCUGCAAUAUGAAAGCCAUAAAACCGGCUAGGAUGCUGGGAGAUACAGAUCAGCAGUAUCUGGAGAACCACUGGCUGCAUAUUAUUAUAAUAUGUCUCAAAAUUAACUUUUAGUAUGAUAAAUAAAGGUGUCUUGUUUAUAUA
Molecule: messenger RNA, 1244 nt
Organism: Xenopus tropicalis (tropical clawed frog)
Lineage: Eukaryota; Metazoa; Chordata; Amphibia; Anura; Pipidae
Product: SULT2 family member
Exons: 7
Coding region: 19-957 (312 amino acids)
Cellular component (GO): cytoplasm
Molecular function (GO): sulfotransferase activity
Source: RefSeq, a predicted model, not a curated record